AUGUCGGCGUUGCCGACACUGGGUUUCGCCACGGCGGGUGAGCAGACUGCCACCGCCCUUGAGGCGAACCUUUCCAAUCUCGAGAGCAAGCUUGAUGCCAUCCUCGCCGCCCUCGAGGCCAGAGCCGACCCACAGGCGCCCACCUCCGCCACAGCUGCUGAGGCCGAAGGCCCUGUCAAGACUCCUAGCCAAGCAGAUGGCCAUGCGGAGGCAAAAGAGGGUGCUGACAAGGACAAGCACAGGGGCAAGGAGGAUACGGCGUGA
This is a messenger RNA of Fusarium falciforme, 264 nucleotides long. RefSeq lists its product as hypothetical. Bases 1 to 264 code for a protein of 87 amino acids. NCBI's taxonomy places the organism in Eukaryota, Fungi, Ascomycota, Sordariomycetes, Hypocreales, Nectriaceae. The transcript has 2 exons. The record is from RefSeq and is a predicted model, not a curated record.